This is a messenger RNA of Truncatella angustata, 515 nucleotides long. RefSeq lists its product as uncharacterized. The coding region runs from base 34 to 492 and encodes 152 amino acids. The transcript is spliced from 2 exons. The record is from RefSeq and is a predicted model, not a curated record. NCBI's taxonomy places the organism in Eukaryota, Fungi, Ascomycota, Sordariomycetes, Amphisphaeriales, Sporocadaceae.
GCCAACUCUUAAAGUACACUAAAGAGCAUCAAAAUGACUUCAGCUUUCCGAUCUUCGUUAAGAGCCGCUCGCCAGCUCAACAGCGCGACAAGACCACGCUACAUCCGUACAUAUUCUAGUGGCACAAACAAGCCGCCCAUGAGCCAAGGAGGAAGCAACCGCAAUAUAAUUAUAGCCCUCGUCGGCCUCUCCAUCCCCACAGCUCUUCUAUGGCGCAGCCAAAACAAGACCGCCGCAGCUCAGCCCGUACCCGAAGACUACCCGACGCCCGCCUCGCCCAACCUGGAGCCUGCAGACAGGGUCAGAGUGGGAAAAGAGCGGGCCGAGGCCCGGAAUGGCCAAGUCAAGUACGAACACCCGGAGGACAGGGAGCCGGAGAGGUUCAAGCCGGCGUUUGGCCGGCUACACGAGAAGAAGCGCGUCGAUGGGCCGCCGCAUGGGCGGAAUCACCAGGAGCUGGAAGAUAGGCAGAGGACGACGGACAAGCCCUAACGAAGACUAUUAUAAUAUCUUAU